Molecule: messenger RNA, 234 nt
Organism: Prorocentrum cordatum
Lineage: Eukaryota; Dinophyceae; Prorocentrales; Prorocentraceae
Source: the annotation of a GenBank genome assembly
GAACGUGGUCCUGAUGCCACGGAGACGGACGGUGAAGGACAAUCGGCUGAGCGCGACAGGCGUGCGCAACAAGACUUGGUUGGGAAAGGCCAAGAAUCAGCACCUCAAGAUGCAGGAGGAGCUGGACGAGAACCAGCGCCAGUUUGAGGCGAUGCAAGCUUCCUUGGCAGCGAGGCGUGAGGCCCUCGAGGCUAAGGGGCUGGAGGUUGAGGCGCUCAACGAGGAGUUCACGAG